CUGCUGGGAUUGCCGGGUUUCCUGUCCACUUCCUCGAAGCAAGGAAUACAUGGCGGAUCUUCUAGAUUGGUGGGGGUUACAAAGAUCUCGAAAUAAAAUGUGAUCGUCAAGUAUAGAAUUAUAAAUUUUACAAGGAGACAAUAUAUAUAUGUGUGCCUACUCUGUACAUUCAAAAGUAUUAAAACUUUAUCUGACAAAGCGUUUAAAGCACUUAGAUAUUUAGAUUAGAUAUCUUUAGAUUGAUCCAACUAAACAUAUCAUUAUCAUACGUUAUCACAAUAUCGAUCAUAAGUUGUCUCAAUAUAUAAACGAAUAAAAGGAUAACAGUAAAGAAAGAAUCUCUCCUUUCUUAAUGGUGAACAUUUUUUUUUUUUGCUUCAACGCAAUUACUUAUGAACGACGAAAUGAGAAACGUGAUUUGUAUUUUGAUAUUGCUCUCUGCAGUUUAUGCGUCGGAGCAAGAUGUGACCGAUUCCUCUUACUAUCUCGAACGAUUGGUGAACAUCCAAAAAAGGAUCACUGAAGCUAUACUGAACGAUGUUUUACUUUUCGAAAAACGAAUAAAGCAAAAUCUAGAAGUCAGACUCAAUGAUCUGAGAAUUCAGACUUUGCUUAAUGUUAAUAAUAUUAUCGAUUUAACAUUCGAGAAUAUCAAUCUAUCUAUUGAAGAGGGGAAAAAAGAGGGGAAAAAAAUAGACGAGUGCUACGAUUAUGCAAAGCAUAAUCUGGGGACAAAGAAAUAUAAUACAAUUGCUCAAUUGGAGAUAUGCAUCCAGAAUGGCAACGUGACCAUGGGAACCCCAUUAACGAAACUGGCGAAGAAUAUUAAGGCAAUACAGGCAUUGCUGAUCGAAUUAGAUGUCAUCAUCCCCAACUGUCACUCCUCGAAUUUUAUUAAAAUGCAGCGCUGCAUCACAAUGAAUCUCUUCAUGAUCAGAUCGUCGUUGAAGAGUAUCAGUAAUAAUACCAAAACGUCGGUGAAUAUUGUCAUAAUCGCGCAUACAAAUAUGAUUAGAGAUGUGAAAAGUAGCACAAUGAAGCUUGUCGUUGAUAUCCGCAUUUUCAGCACAGAUAUCAUUGUUCGUACUAACAGUUGCAUAAGAAAUGCAUCUACAGACAAUCCCAAAUCAACAAAUAAUACCAAACUCAUCGCCAUCUAUUAAUUCUUCAUCUCGAAAUUUUUAAAAAGGUGAGAAGAAAAGCCUAUAGUUUAAUAUAAACUUCUAAGUAAUUUUCAUUUAAAUUUCAUUUUUUCAUGUAUAUUUUACUUUUAAUUAAAAACAUUAAUCAAUGAUCUGAAAAUAUUUGACAUUUGGUCUUUAAAACAGAUUGCAACGUCCUCAAUUUUCGAGUAAAUAGUUUAUCAAAAACUACGGAUUAUAACCGUGCACUGUGUAUUGAAAAACAUUCGAUUAGCUGACUUUAUUGUUAAUGUAUAUUAAUUGCUCACUUAUAUCAUAUAGAAGCAAUAUAUUUGCAAUAUAGGAAUAAGUGGAAACAGUAGCAAUCUAAUAGUAGUGGCAACAAUACUGGCAAUAGUAACAGCAAUAAUAACAAUAAUAUUAUUUAUAAUUAUAUUUAUCAUUAACAUACUUCGAUAGAAUUAUACAUAUCAUUAAUUAUAAUCGCCAUGGUUAUGAUUAUCUUUACUUAUAUACAUGUGCAUACGUAUAUAUAUGCAUAGACCCAUAAAAACACACUCGAUAGUGCGGAUGUUUCAUCGUCAUAUAUAUAUAUACAGAGUAUGUCAGAAAGUUGCGCAUCUCCCCUUCCACUAUAGUACUCCUCGACAAAUAUGAAGUCACUUCUUUUUUUAGUGAAACUUUGAUUGAACUUUAUCUCUUGUAGUACAUCUGUAUUAUAUUUUCAUAUCAAAUAUCUUGACAAUUGUGCCUCAAAAAAAUUUAGACUAUUAGAUUUUGUCAUUUUCGCAUCUCUAAAACUUUUAAUUCAAGUCUUUUAGAUAUUAAUUGUAUAACAAUGAAAAGCUAUUUUUUUUGAUAGCUGAUCGAGUUAUCAUUCUUCUUAGUUUGCAGCGUACAGUAUAACUAUAAUCUAGAAAAUAUGGGAUUUAUGGGACACCCUACAUGUGCAUAUAUAUUUCACGCAUUAAACGUUUUAUUUCAUAAGAAUGUUAUAUGUACACAGGGUGCCUCAGAAAUGGCGGAUAUUAUCAGUAACUGAGAUUUCGCAGGAAACAUUCACGCGAUAAGUAAUUUAACGCAAAACAUCUUCAUCAAAUAGUUUCAUUCUGCCCAUCAAUGGCUUAUACAAUUGUUAAUCAAACAUAACUUGGAAUGGGAGAAGAUUUUAUAUUAAUGUAUAAUCUGCGAAAUAAAAAUUUUGGAGCUUCCUAAUUAUAAUCUGGAGAUUGCAAAUUAUCAAAGAUUACAAUCGCGAUUUGGAUGGCAAUUACUGAUACCGCAAUGCAUAAUAUGUGCUAUAUUGCCGCUACACUAAAAAGUAUGCUUACCUUGCCCUAUCCCUUUCUCUUUUUCUAAGAAAUCGAAUUUUAAAACAUUUAACAUAUCUUAAUGAGCACGCAAUUAUUUUUUUUACUACAAAGAUCUAAGACAAUAUUAUUUAGAUAUUUCUCCUUGCCUGCAUAAACUAUAUAAAAGCUCGCUUCUUUCAUGAAAAUAAAUAUCACACACUAUUAAGAUUAUAAUUAUUGUUCUAACAAAGACUAUAUAGGUAGAAUUAAAGUAUUAGUGCAUACUUAUUGAUAUGGCUAUCAGGAUAUAAAGAUUCAUAUUUAUAACGAUGAAUUGUCCUAAGUGGAUUAUAUGUUGUCUUAUUUACAAAAUAUAGUCUGCAUAGAAUUGUUGCUCAAUAGACCAUACAAUUGACGACUAAUUCACUGCGCACUGGGAUCUCAUUAUCUCGCGUACAGUAAAAAAUCUUAAAAACCGAUAUACGUCGCGGUACAAGGAGAAGAAUCUCGCAUUCAGAAGAUAAAUCUGGGUCUUUACAGAAAAAUUUAAAAAAUAUCUUUUUUGCAAGAACUAUUACAGACAACACAUCCAGCGAUGAGAUAUUUUUUAUAUAAGUUACGUUAGCAACGAAUUUUCUUCUUUUUCUUUUAAAUUGGGAUAGCCGAUAUAUAAAUAUCCCUAAAAACGGUUUAAAAUAAUUAUUUAUAUGAACAAAAUGUAACAUAUUUAACAUUAAUAUGUGCACAACAAGUCGAAAUUAAUAUAAUUUUAUAUAUUUCAAUAUCUAAUAAUUGAGAAUUUUCAAUAGAAAGAAAAGAUUGAGAAGUUUAUACACCAUGCAUCCGUGUGAAUCUCAACUUAUUAAGAUAGCUUGUGAGACAUAUUAUAAAGUAUCUUAAUAACUUUAUUGUAAAUUCAUCUUAUCUUCCUUCUUCAUUUUUAUUCUGACAGCAAAUAUUCGAUUCUGUCUAAGAAUAAUAAGC
Messenger RNA from Formica exsecta, 3418 nucleotides. RefSeq lists its product as uncharacterized. The record is from RefSeq and is a predicted model, not a curated record. Lineage: Eukaryota; Metazoa; Arthropoda; Insecta; Hymenoptera; Formicidae. The transcript is spliced from 5 exons. Bases 393 to 1163 code for a protein of 256 amino acids.